UUGCGCAUGCGUGGUGGACAGAAGAGCGACUUAUUUCUGCGAGGAUAUAUUUCUCGUAACACCGCCGGGCCGCUUGCUCUCUACCUCAGAAACACCGGCCAGCUGAUUACCCAAGGAAACAAACAUGGCAAACAUCAGAUGCUUCUCCAGAGUAUUUGCCGCCUACAGGCAAGGCAUCGUGUCAAGCUACCACCGACCAGCAUCCUUUGGGGUCUCUCAGGUGCGAUGGAUGAGUGGUGUCUCACCACAGUUUGAGGAGGCAAAGACCCGUCUUGGGGCUCUCAAAGAGGAUCCUGGAAAUGAAACGAAGCUGAAGAUUUACGCCCUGUUCAAGCAGGCAACGGCAGGUCCAGUUACAACAAAGCGCCCUGGUAUGAUUGACUUUGUGGGCCGUGCCAAGUGGGAUGCGUGGAAUGCCCUUGGAAGCAUGACUCCAGAGGAGGCACAGAAGACUUAUAUUAAGUUGGUCAACUCACUUGUUGGUGAAGAAGAAACCAAGGCAGCUGAGAAGGCGGAAUCAGGCCAAAAAUAUAACAACCUCAUUGUGACAUGCCAGGAUGGCCUCAGAGUGAUUACACUCAAUAGGCCAUCAAAGAUGAAUGCCAUCACAGUAGAGAUGUAUAAUGAGUGGAUAGCAUCCCUUGAAGAGGCAAGAGAUGACCCUGACACAGUAGUCACAGCCAUCACUGGGGCUGGGAACUACUAUUGCUCUGGAAAUGAUCUUUCCAACUUCACUAACAUCACACCUGAUAAUAUGCACGAGUACUCCAAACAAUCUGGAGUCCUCCUUAACAGGUUUGUCUCAGCAUUCAUUGACUUUCCCAAGCCACUGGUUGGAGUCAUCAAUGGUCCUGCCAUAGGAGUGAGUGUCACAGUGCUGGGACUCUUUGAUGCUGUCUUUGCCACUGAUAAGGCUACCUUCAACACUCCCUUCAGCAACUUGGGGCAGUCACCAGAAGGGUGCUCCUCAUACACAUUUCCCAAGAUAAUGGGUCCAACCAGAGCCAGUGAGCUGUUGCUUUUUAACAAGAAGAUUACUGCACAUGAAGCUAAAGACUUAGGACUUGUAACUGAAGUGUUCCCUGAUGGAAGUUUCCAGCAAGAGGUGUGGCCUAAGAUACAAAGCUAUGCAAAACUGCCUCUCAAGUCUCUUGUUUACUCCAAGGCACUCACCAGGGAUGUGGAGAAGGACAUUCUGCACAAGGUAAACGAUGCAGAGUGCGAUCGCCUUGUGGAACGCUGGGUUUCCGAGGACUGCAUUAAUGCCAUCACAAGGUUCUUCAGCCGUAAGAAUCAAUAGUAUAUACUGGAAAAUAGGAAAUCUGGAAAGAAUGUAUACCAUUAAAAUGCAAAAAUUUAAAUAACUUUACAGUGGAAAACAAAAAACAGGUUAAAUUAAAGGAAAGAGACAGGAGAACUUAUUGAAGGCUAAUAAUGUAUGUUUAUAUGGG
Molecule: messenger RNA, 1451 nt
Organism: Eriocheir sinensis (Chinese mitten crab)
Lineage: Eukaryota; Metazoa; Arthropoda; Malacostraca; Decapoda; Varunidae
Product: enoyl-CoA delta isomerase 2-like
Exons: 9
Coding region: 125-1300 (391 amino acids)
Molecular function (GO): fatty-acyl-CoA binding
Source: RefSeq, a predicted model, not a curated record